This is a messenger RNA of Paraphaeosphaeria sporulosa, 2781 nucleotides long. Its product is annotated as RabGAP/TBC. Gene Ontology annotation, biological process: activation of GTPase activity. The transcript has 5 exons. Lineage: Eukaryota; Fungi; Ascomycota; Dothideomycetes; Pleosporales; Didymosphaeriaceae. The coding region runs from base 136 to 2571 and encodes 811 amino acids. Gene Ontology annotation, molecular function: GTPase activator activity. The record is from RefSeq and is a predicted model, not a curated record.
GCUCCACCGUGGCGCGGCUUCCUAGAUACUCACUGUGAGCUACCUUGACAAUAUAUUGAUACUUGCCGACCCCAAAAACCCAUCAUUAGACCCUCGAUAGAAUAACCCGCGCCCUCUGUAGCCGCCGUGCCCCGCAUGGCUUCGUCCCCGACCUCCACCCGUAGCCCGCCCUCGCCCUCGGCAUCCUUCUAUGACUUGAGCGACGAUGAAGAGGGCGAGUACAACACCAUCAGACACACCGAAAGCGGGCGGGGCGUGAAGCUACUGUACACCAAAAGCAAAGUCUACAUCCACCCUACGCCCUCCGCCAGAGACAACAUACCCGGCUUCAUAGCCCUCGUACAGCAGAAAGCCCCCGUGAAGAACAACGACGCCCGCCCAAGUACGUCCUCGUCCAAGAGCGAACAUGCAUCCUCCCUGCUGCUCGCCUGGCUGCCCGAGACAUCCCUCGGCGACGCAUACGACACCUACGUGAAAGUCGACCUGUCCGACUCCUCGUCCCCGCCGCGACAAACAUACCUCGUCCCCCCGCCGCCUACCACCACAUCUCACGCGUCCUCGAUUGGCACAUAUGCUUUCGCUGUUCCCGUCAGCGAGGUCUACUCCCUGCUGGUCCGCCCUCCAAGCAUCGGAUGGUGGUUCGGCAGUGUGGUGGUCAAUACACGCGCAGGUGACAGCUUCCCGGCGCUCUUCUUCCAUGAUAGCGAGUGCCAGUCUACCAUCAUGCAGCGCAAGAAGCUGGCCAAGGAGAGCUUCGACCCGUUCAGCGAUGGCGGCGGUAUGUUCUGGGGCGGCGACGAGGUCCUGCGAUGGUUGAAGAGGUAUGUCCACGUAGAGCGGUCGGGAGCGGACAACAGCAUCUACCUCAUUGAACCUACCGAGGAGGACAGGCGAGCAGUCGGCCGAAAUGCACCUGUUUCGCCCAAGGCAAAGAAGGACGACGGCAAACAAGGCGAAGCUUCAUCGUCGAAAGACCAAGGCAAGAGAGACGGCGGGAUGGACCCGGUCACCAAGGCGCUCAAGGAGGCGAGGUGGAGCUUUCUAGAGAAGCUCAGCCAAGUCACAACGUUCACCCGGAGGACCGCACAGGCCGUUGUCGAGAACAAGAACCUCCCUCCGCAAGUACGACGGCUCAUCCAGAACCCCGAAGUGCAGACACUACAAGAGGAGUUUGAUAGCGCACGGUUGUAUCUGGCACGAUGGGCAAUGGGAAUCGCCGAGCAAAGCGAACGCGACCGUAACCAGAGAAUAUGGACAGCCAAGGACGUCCUAGCCAUGGAAGAGAGCGAUGUGGGAGACUUCGAGAUCCUUGACAUGGAUCGCAUGUCGAUGGCUGAUCGCAGAAAACCCGUCACACUGGAAGAGUGGAAGGGUUUGUUCGACAGGCAUGGACGUCUCCAGGUCACGCCUGACGAAGUCAAGGAGCGCAUCUUCCAUGGCGGUCUGCAUCCAGACGAUGGCGUCCGCAAAGAAGCGUGGCUGUUCCUCCUAGGCGUGUAUGACUGGAACAGCUCCGAAGAAGAGCGAAAGGCGAAUCUAAACAGCCGACGAGACGAGUACAUUCGCCUAAAGGGUGCAUGGUGGGAAAGGAUGGUCGACGGGUAUGGUUCUCUCGAGGCCGAAGAAUACUGGAAGGAGCAGAAGAACAGGAUAGAGAAGGAUGUGCAUAGAACAGAUCGUACUAUUCCAAUCUUCAUGGGCGAGGACAUCCCGCAUCCAGACCCUGACUCGCCGUUCGCAGAUGUCGGAACUAACGUCCACCUGGAGCAGAUGAAGGACAUGCUCCUCACCUACAACGAAUACAACAAGGACCUGGGCUACGUGCAAGGCAUGAGCGACUUGUUGGCUCCCAUCUACGCAGUCAUGCAGGACGACGCUAUUGCAUUCUGGGGGUUUGUUGGAUUCAUGGAGCGCAUGGAGCGCAACUUCCUUCGCGACCAAUCCGGCAUGCGCAAGCAGCUGACCACUCUUGACCAUCUUGUUCAGCUAAUGGACCCCAAGCUCUACGUUCACCUCCAAUCUGCCGACUCCACCAACUUCUUUUUCUUUUUCAGAAUGCUUCUUGUGUGGUACAAGCGCGAGUUUGAGUGGGCCGACGUUCUACGGCUCUGGGAAGGGCUUUGGACAGACUACCUCAGCAGCAACUUUCACAUCUUCAUCGCGUUGGCGAUACUUGAGAAGCAUCGCGACGUCAUCCUGGCUCACCUGAAGCACUUUGACGAGGUUCUGAAAUACGUGAACGAGCUAUCCGGCACCAUGGACUUAGAGUCUACACUAGUCCGUGCCGAGUCUCUCUAUCGGCGAUUCCAGCGAACGGUUGAGAUGAUUGAUAAGAAAGGGAACUUCCCAUCUGCACCUGGAAUGCGGCAGCGGAAACCCAUCGAAGGCUCGGAGGGUCCAUCAGACUCGAAUGCGAAGGCAUCUACAUCUGCUACCGAGAACGCUAAACAACCAACCGUCGACGCGGAUGCUAGGGUGAUCAGCCCUGAGUUAAGGAUACUGCUCAGUCGCAAAAUCGAAAAGCUUGAGAAGGACGAUGUCGUUAAGCAUGGUGGCGGCGUCGGUUCAUAGGGGAGCCACGCAUAGUUUUGGUUUCAUUUUCUUGCACACAUCAUUGGGUUCAUCUUCGCAUGAUUUGGGUACAUCGUAGGCACCAGGAAGGCACGCGGGCGUAAGGCGUAGAUACCUACAUACGUAGCCAGGCUCGACGAUCAGGGCUUAGCGCGACUGUUUACAAGCUCACCUCUUCACCUGUCUCUUCACAAUUCUCAAACGAACUAC